CCCCCUGCCCGCCCGGCUCCGCCCGCCACAACCACCUCGCCUCGCCGCCCCUCGCCUCCCCUCUCCUCUCCUCGCCUCUCCUCCCGCCCGGGUGCCACCGAGCCGAGGCGCCGGGCGGGCAGCGGGCGGGCGGGCGGCCGCGCCAUGAGCGCCGAGUGCAGCAGUUACCUCAACGCCGACAAGGUGCUGGUGAGCGGGUUCAGCUGCCCGCGGGCGGGCGGCGACGCCCGCGCCGUGUUCUGCUGCGGCUUCCAGGACGUCAAGUACUGCUGCGAUGACCCCCACAGCUUCUUCCCCUACGAGCACAGCUACAUGUGGUGGCUCAGUGUUGGAGCACUCGUGGGCCUGUCAAUAGCAGCAGUGGUCCUCUUUGCUUUUAUCAUCACUGUGUGUGUUCUCUGUUAUUUGUUUAUCAGCACCAAGCCACGCAGCAAACUUGAUACUGGUUUGAGCUUACAGACAGCAGACAGUGAGGCCAGAGGGAGUUCGAUAUGUUAAAGACAGAGGCACUGAAUGGAUUCUACCAAUGUUACAAAGAAAAGAGAUACAGAGCUGCAUCCAUGACAAAGCCCCCUCCAAAACAAGUUGUUGACAGAGCCAAGUGACUUCAAGACACUUCCUCAGCCACAAGGAUGGACUGUGACUGUAAGCCACGAGAACCUGCCUCACUCUUCCAGAGGUGUUUCCUGGCUCUUACAACCACUGUCGAUAGCCAGAGGCAAAUUGGAAGCUGUGCCAGGCUGUGUUUGUGUAUGAUUGCUAUACUGAGAAGUUGUGUGUUUUGAUUUGCACGUCAGCUACUGCUGUUCAGUCAUUUUCAUGCAAGUUGUCUCUACCCUGUACAAUUCCAGCGAGAUAACACAGUUGUCAAGCAGAGCAGAAUUUGGCACACCACAUUGACCAAGCUUUAUUUUAAGCUUUCCCUAUGUACCAUCUCAGUGUGGUGUCUUCAUGCCAUGAACAUGGUUGUCUUUAGCCAAAUAUGACUGUUCAGUGCACAAACCAAUGUGUAUGUAGUACCUCAAUAAAAUCUGGCAUUUGUGUUGAA
Molecule: messenger RNA, 1048 nt
Organism: Haemorhous mexicanus (house finch)
Lineage: Eukaryota; Metazoa; Chordata; Aves; Passeriformes; Fringillidae
Gene: SHISAL2A
Product: shisa like 2A
Exons: 4
Coding region: 145-498 (117 amino acids)
Source: RefSeq, a predicted model, not a curated record